UGACCUAAGCCCACAUCAUCUUUUAUUUCUUUCACCUCCACUAUUCUCUUGUGCAAAGCGGCAGCCACCAGUUCUCAAACUAACACCGGCGACCGUAACGACUCCGGUCAGCGACGACUAACGGCGCCUCUGAAGCCCAACUAACUGCGACGCAAGCUCCUUCAUGCAGCGGCGAUGCUCUAUUCACGAACCACGACGCCCAAAUCUACCUACGGCGGCUCGAUUCCUCUGCUUUCUUCUCAGUAACGGCGGUGUUGUGACAGUCUAAAUUUCAAUCUAUGGAGGCCAUGGUGAAAAAGUAUCAGCAGAGAUUCAGGAAGUUCAAGGAUGAAAUGGAUCGCUGGGAUGAACUUCAAGUUCGUUUGAUUUCGCAGUUCCAAAAUGCUUCCUCCAUCAUUGGGAGGCUGCAGUUGCUUCAGGAUCCUAAGAAUUUUGGAAGUCUGUCUGGCAUGGAUGGCAUUGUAGAGGCGUUAUUGGGGAAGCAGAUGGAAUCCUUGCAACUUAGUUUCUCUUCCAUUAAAAAAACAAUGGAAGAACUUGGGAACGUUGUCAAUUCAAUGGAGAAGAUUUAUCGUGACGGGAAGCAAUUAGUUAAAGGCGGUUCCAAUCAGCCAUCAAUAAAACAACUACAACAAAGAGUUGGUUUAAAACCCAGCCUUGAAGAUUGUUUGAAUGGGUUAAUGGUUCUCUGCAACAUGCACCGCUCUGAGUACAGUCUUAAAGAAUCUAUCGUCUCAGCACUUCCGGAACUUUUCUGGAAAGCUAGGAAUCAUGGAGCUCAAGACCUCAGCUCCUUACAUCAACUCUUGGUUGACCAACCUAACAUUAAGAAAGAGGAAGAGUGUCCUGAAUGGAAGAAUGCUGUCAUGGAAGAGAUGAAAGCUUUUGGAAAGAAUAACACUUGGAGAUUUGUGCUCUACCCAAGGGACACAAGCCUGUGGGAUGCAAAUGGGUGUUACAUUCUCAAAUACAAAGUAGAUGGAACACUUGACAGACACAAGGCAAGGUUAGUUGCAAAAGAGUUUACUCAGACCUAUGAUGUUGAUUAUUUAGAAACUUUUUCUCUUGUUAAGUUGAAUACUGUCAGUCCUUCUUCCUAUUGCUGUAAACAAAGAUUGGCUUCUAUAUCAACUGGAUGUUAAAAAUGCUUUUUUGAAUGGAGAUCUAGUGAGGAGGUUUACAUGAGCCCCCGCCUGGCUCUGAAGCCCAAUUUGGUCAGCAGGUUUGUAAACUCCAGAAAUCCUUAUAUGGUUUAAAAGUCACCCAGAGAAUGAUUUAACAGAUUCACUACCUUUGUCAAGUCCCAAGGGUACAGUCGGACAUUUUAAUCAUACUUUAUUUACAAAAGUUUCCAAGAGAGGGAAAAUUGCAGUUUUGAUAGUUUAUGUGAAUGACAUCGUUUUAACUGGAGAUGAUCGGACAGAAAUCAGUCAACUUAAGCAGAGAAUAGGUAAUGAAUUUAAAAUCAAGGAUCUGAGAAAUCUGAAAUAUUUCCUUGGAAUGGAGGUGGUCAGAUCUAAAGAAGGCAUCUUCGUGUCUCAAAGAAAAUAUAUCCUUGAUUUGCUAAUCGAGACAGGUAUGUCGUUCUAGUGACACAACUAUUGAAUUCAACUGUAAACUAGGAAACUCUGAUGAUCAAGUUUUAAUUGAUAAAGAACAAUAUCAACGCCUUGUGGGUAAAUUGAUUUACUUAUCCCAUUCUCGUCCUGAUAUUUCCUUUGCUGUGAGUGUUGUCAGUCAGUUUAUGCAGUCUCCCUAUGAGGAACACAUGGAAGCUGUCAAAAGAAUUCUGAGAUACUUAAAAACGACACCUAGUAAAGGGUUGAUGUUUAGAAAGACAGACAGAAAGACUAUUGAGGCAUAUAUUGACUCGCACUGGGCAGGAUCUGUUGUUGACAGAAAGUUUAUCUCCGGUUAUUGUACAUUUGUUGAGGGCAAUUUUGUAACUUGGAGGAGUAAAAAGCGAAGUGUUAUAGCCAAGAACAGUGCUGAGGCUGAAUAUGGAGCUAUGAGUUUGGGUAUAUGUGAGAAAAUUUGGCUUCAGAAAGUCCAAUCUGAUCUUCAUCAAGAAUGUAAGACUCCAUUGAAGCUCUUUUGUGAUAAUAAAGCCGUUAUUAGUAUUGCUAACAUACCAGUUCAGCAUGAUAGAACUAAACAUGUUGAGAUUGAUCAAUAUUUCAUCAAAGAAAUACUUGAUAGUGGGAGCAUAUGCAUUCUGCACAUCCCUUCGAGCCGACAGGUUGUUGAUGUCCUCACCAAGGGACUUAUCAGACCAAACUUCGACUUUUGUGUUAGCAAGUUAGGCCUCAUUGAUAUUUACGUCCCAAUUUGAGAGGGAGUGUUAGAAUUAGUGGGCUUAGCCCAUUUGGGAGAUUUACCCUAAAUAUUCUUUCCAUUUUUAUCUUUUUGUACUUUUCUAUUUAUUCCCUUCUUAUACCUAUUGUAUGAUUAUCAGAAAAUAAUAAAACUAAAAACAUCGUGGUUUUUCUCU
Messenger RNA from Cucumis melo (muskmelon), 2491 nucleotides. RefSeq lists its product as uncharacterized. The coding region runs from base 279 to 1142 and encodes 287 amino acids. Lineage: Eukaryota; Viridiplantae; Streptophyta; Magnoliopsida; Cucurbitales; Cucurbitaceae. The record is from RefSeq and is a predicted model, not a curated record. The transcript is spliced from 6 exons.